Messenger RNA from Babesia sp. Xinjiang, 822 nucleotides. It is a transcript of the gene truB, whose product is annotated as tRNA pseudouridine synthase B. The transcript has 6 exons. NCBI's taxonomy places the organism in Eukaryota, Apicomplexa, Aconoidasida, Piroplasmida, Babesiidae. The record is from RefSeq and is a predicted model, not a curated record. Gene Ontology annotation, molecular function: pseudouridine synthase activity; RNA binding. Bases 1 to 822 code for a protein of 273 amino acids. Gene Ontology annotation, cellular component: mitochondrion. Gene Ontology annotation, biological process: mRNA pseudouridine synthesis; tRNA modification.
AUGACCGUCGCGCAACUUUUGCAAUGCCUGUCUAUCAUUGCCUUUAAUGUAGUCAUUGGAUUCACACAGCGUUCUCAGACAAGCCAAAGACAGCCAUUCAACGGUAUUCUUAACAUUUACAAACCAAGGGGCAUCACAUCAAACGAUACGUGCCAGCUCGUCAAGAAAAUACUCACCGAAGGAUAUCGGGAGCGAUACCUAAGGUCCAACAUCCCUAAAAUCAAGGUGGGACACGGCGGAACCCUUGAUAUGCACGCGGAAGGGGUUUUGGCAGUAGGAGUAGGUGGCGGUACAAAGGCGCUGUCGUUUUACCUCAAGGGCGAUAAGACAUACGAAGCUACGGGAGUGCUAGGACAUGAGACUGAUACUCUUGACAUUAAUGGCAAGACACUGCGUGAAGCACCUUGGGAACACAUAACAGAUGCGGCAUUCGAAGAAGCAGUUGAUAGUAUGAAUGGCGUUUAUGAGCAGAUACCACCGCUAUAUAGCUCCAAGAAAUACCGUGGCAAAACGCUUCGGGAAUACGCCAUUAAAAACCUCCCCGUGGAGGUGAAAUCAGCACAGGUCAUGGUACACCGUAUCGAGCGGCUAAGAGUUCCUGGAUUGGAGCUGCCGCACUUUGGCCUCAGGGUCGCGUGCUCAGGUGGAACGUAUGUACGAAGUUUGAUCCGUGAUAUCGCAUACAAAUUAGGUACAUUGGGAACCAUGAAAUCGCUGGUGAGAACCGUCAAGUGCAAUCUGAAUGUUGCUGAUUCUUUAAAUGUCAGUUCACUUGACUAUGACACAAUUGUUCGAAACCUAAACGUGCCAAAUCUAAUGUAA